AUGAAGACAAUCCUACUUGUAUUGUUGAGUGUGUAGAUCUUAUUAGCAUAGGAUCCUUGGGUAACCCAUUAUACAGCAUUUACAUCAGCUGAAAUAAAUGAUUUAGAUGGUAUUGAUUGAUGAUUAAUAAUUAGGUUGGGUUGUAAAGAAAGCAUUUAAAGGAAAUACUUUUAGCAAAUGUGAUAAAAUUAGUUUGGUUGGUGGAUAUGGAGCUUUUGGUAAAGGAGCAACAGCAUUAAAAUAAUUAACACUUCCACCUCAUUAUAAAUUAAAGAUCAAUAUACAAUUGUGGAAGUAAUAUUGAUUAAAUAACUAAAAUAAUAGAAUUGAUAGUUGGGAUAAUGAAAUAAUGUUUGUUUUAGUUGAUGGUUUCAUUUGGCAAGCAAAAUGGCACUAUUCUGAAGGUGCUAAUUUAUGUGGAGCUGCUAAUGAUUGGAAAGAAGCCUUUUAUAACAUUGAAUUUGAAGUUCCACACAAUUCACCAACAGUAAGUAUAGUAUUGACAUCAAAUUUGGAUGAAGAUGCUUUGAAUGUAAGAAUAAUGAUUAUAAUUAAAAUAGGAAUCUUGGGCAUUCAGAGAUUUCAAAUUGUCAUUCUAAAGAUGUCAUCCAGAAUGUGCAGUAUGUGGUGAUAAUAAACCAGAUAAUUGUUUCUUUUGGACAAAUGUAGCUACUAAUUGGAAUAAAUAAAUUUCAUUAGAAGGAUGGACAUUAGAUGGAGAAGGAAAAGCUGAAUCAAAUGAAUGUGCAGGAGUAUAACUUUUUGGUGGUUUUGGAAAAUUAGGAAGAAAAGCUAAUUUAUGGAAGAGAUUUACUAAUUUACCACCUCACUUUUAAGUUAAAGUUAAGGUUUAAAUGUGGAAAAUUGAUUCUUGGGAUAAUGAAUUAUUUUUAAUGGAAAUUGAUGAUUAAGAGAAAUUUAGAUAAGCCUUUGCUUAUAAUGAAGGUGUUGAUCUUUGUGGUGUUGAUACAGGUGCAAAAUAAGGAGAAGGAUGGGCUGAAAAGAUUGUUAAUAUUGAAAUAAAUGUUCCUCACAAAUUCCCUGAAGUAAAAGUCUUAAUGAAAUCAACAUUGGAUGAACCACCUGAGAAUGAAUCAUGGGGAGUUAGAGAUUUCUAAUUAUUUGCUGCUUAAUGUUUCAAAGGAUGUACAGGUUGUACUGGANAAAGUAUUCGUUUUUAAGAGAAUUAAUGAUUAGCAUUAAUAUUAUUAUAUUAUGAAGACAAUCCUACUUGUAUUGUUGAGUGUGUAGAUCUUAUUAGCAUAGGAUCCUUGGGUAACCCAUUAUACAGCAUUUACAUCAGCUGAAAUAAAUGACUUAGAUGGUAUUGAUUGAUAAUAAAUAAUUAGGUUGGGUUGUAAAGAAAGCAUUUAAAGGAAACACUUUUAGUAAAUGUGAUAAGAUUAGUUUGGUUGGUGGAUAUGGAGCAUUUGGUAAAGGAGCAACUGCAUUAAAAUAAUUAACACUUCCACCUCAUUAUAAAUUAAAGAUCAAUAUACAAUUGUGGAAGUAAUAUUGAUUAAAUAACAAAAAUAAUAGAAUUGAUAGUUGGGAUAAUGAAAUAAUGUUUGUUUUGGUUGAUGGUUUCAUUUGGCAAGCAAAAUGGCACUAUUCUGAAGGUGCUAAUUUAUGUGGAGCUGCUAAUGAUUGGAAAGAAGCCUUUUAUAACAUUGAAUUUGAAGUUCCACACAAUUCACCAACAGUAAGUAUAGUAUUGACAUCAAAUUUGGAUGAAGAUGCAUUGAAUGUAUAGAUAAUUAUAAUAAAUAUAAUAGGAAUCUUGGGCAUUCAGAGAUUUCAAAUUAUCAUUCUAAAGAUGUCAUCCAGAAUGUGCAGUAUGUGGUGAUAAUAAACCAGAUAAUUGUUUCUUUUGGACAAAUGUAGCUACUAAUUGGAAUAAAUAAAUUUCAUUAGAAGGAUGGACAUUAGAUGGAGAAGGAAAAGCUGAAUCAAAUGAAUGUGCAGGAGUAUAACUUUUUGGUGGUUUUGGAAAAUUAGGAAGAAAAGCUAAUUUAUGGAAGAGAUUUACUAAUUUACCACCUCACUUUUAAGUUAAAGUUAAGGUUUAAAUGUGGAAAAUUGAUUCUUGGGAUAAUGAAUUAUUUUUAAUGGAAAUUGAUGAUUAAGAGAAAUUUAGAUAAGCCUUUGCUUAUAAUGAAGGUGUUGAUCUUUGUGGUGUUGAUACAGGUGCAAAAUAAGGAGAAGGAUGGGCUGAAAAGAUUGUUAAUAUUGAAAUAAAUGUUCCUCACAAAUUCCCUGAAGUAAAAGUCUUAAUGAAAUCAACAUUGGAUGAACCACCUGAGAAUGAAUCAUGGGGAGUUAGAGAUUUCUAAUUAUUUGCUGCUUAAUGUUUCAAAGGAUGUACAGGUUGUACUGGACCAGCAAAAUCUGAUUGUACUUCUUGUGGUUAAGGUUUUGAUUUAGUGAAUGGUGAAUGUAAAGAAGGAAGUAAUUUAAUAUAUUUAUAUAUUGAUUAGUUAAAUGGAUGACAUUAAAUAGAUUCUUCUUUAAUGAUGAAUAAGAUUUCUAAGGAUUAUAAGAUUGGANCUUCCACCUCAUUAUAAAUUAAAGAUCAAUAUACAAUUGUGGAAGUAAUAUUGAUUAAAUAACAAAAAUAAUAGAAUUGAUAGUUGGGAUAAUGAAAUAAUGUUUGUUUUGGUUGAUGGUUUCAUUUGGCAAGCAAAAUGGCACUAUUCUGAAGGUGCUAAUUUAUGUGGAGCUGCUAAUGAUUGGAAAGAAGCCUUUUAUAACAUUGAAUUUGAAGUUCCACACAAUUCACCAACAGUAAGUAUAGUAUUGACAUCAAAUUUGGAUGAAGAUGCAUUGAAUGUAUAGAUAAUUAUAAUAAAUAUAAUAGGAAUCUUGGGCAUUCAGAGAUUUCAAAUUAUCAUUCUAAAGAUGUCAUCCAGAAUGUGCAGUAUGUGGUGAUAAUAAACCAGAUAAUUGUUUCUUUUGGACAAAUGUAGCUACUAAUUGGAAUAAAUAAAUUUCAUUAGAAGGAUGGACAUUAGAUGGAGAAGGAAAAGCUGAAUCAAAUGAAUGUGCAGGAGUAUAACUUUUUGGUGGUUUUGGAAAAUUAGGAAGAAAAGCUAAUUUAUGGAAGAGAUUUACUAAUUUACCACCUCACUUUUAAGUUAAAGUUAAGGUUUAAAUGUGGAAAAUUGAUUCUUGGGAUAAUGAAUUAUUUUUAAUGGAAAUUGAUGAUUAAGAGAAAUUUAGAUAAGCCUUUGCUUAUAAUGAAGGUGUUGAUCUUUGUGGUGUUGAUACAGGUGCAAAAUAAGGAGAAGGAUGGGCUGAAAAGAUUGUUAAUAUUGAAAUAAAUGUUCCUCACAAAUUCCCUGAAGUAAAAGUCUUAAUGAAAUCAACAUUGGAUGAACCACCUGAGAAUGAAUCAUGGGGAGUUAGAGAUUUCUAAUUAUUUGCUGCUUAAUGUUUCAAAGGAUGUACAGGUUGUACUGGACCAGCAAAAUCUGAUUGUACUUCUUGUGGUUAAGGUUUUGAUUUAGUGAAUGGUGAAUGUAAAGAAGGAAGUAAUUUAAUAUAUUUAUAUAUUGAUUAGUUAAAUGGAUGACAUUAAAUAGAUUCUUCUUUAAUGAUGAAUAAGAUUUCUAAGGAUUAUAAGAUUGGAUUCCAUCAAAUGUUUUCUAAAAUUAAAAUCCAUUCUCAACAUGUGGAUAAAAGAAAUUGUUUGGUGGUUAUUAAAGAUUUGGUGUAAGAGCUAAAGCUGAAAGAAAUUUCAAUCUUCCAAAACAUUCUAGACUCAGAAUUCAAUUCUAAUUUUGGAAGAUCGAUUCAUGGGAUGAUGAAAAAUUCUAAGUCUUUGUUGAUGGAAAAGUUGUAUUUGAAAGAUCUUUUGGAUUCAGUACUCCAGGAUAAGCCAAAAUUUGUGGAGCUCCUUAAAGUACAUGGAUGACUUAUUUCUUCAAUGUUGAUGUCAUUAUUGAACAUUCUAAUCCAACUGCUAAUAUAGUCUUAAGUUCAACAUUAGAUUAAGGUGCUGAAGAUGAAUCAUGGGGUUUCAGAGAAUUCUAAUUACUUUAUGAAUUAAAAGAAGAUUGUGUUGAAUUGUAUACUGAAUGUGGAUUCAAGGGAACCAAAUAUGAAAUCUGUAGAGAUACUCCAUCACUUGCUAGAGUAAUAAUCAAUUUAAAUAUUUAAUAGGAAAAAAUCAGUUAGGUUAAAUCUAUCAAGAUCCCUCCUGGUGUUGUAGUCUAAGGAUUCGAUGAAGAAGUUUAUAAAGGAAAAACAGUUAAAUUCUCAUAAAGUUAGGAUUGUUUAGAGGAAAUCUAAUUUUCUUUUAUUCAAAAGAAGUUUGAGAUUAUUCAAGCUGAUGAUUCUGUUUUGGCUGCAAAUUUAAGACGUAUCAGAUUUGAUUGAU
This is a messenger RNA of Paramecium pentaurelia, 4378 nucleotides long. Lineage: Eukaryota; Ciliophora; Oligohymenophorea; Peniculida; Parameciidae. The record is from the annotation of a GenBank genome assembly.